This is a messenger RNA of Motacilla alba alba, 1926 nucleotides long. RefSeq names its product eukaryotic translation initiation factor 1A X-linked (gene EIF1AX). Gene Ontology annotation, cellular component: cytoplasm. The transcript is spliced from 7 exons. The record is from RefSeq and is a predicted model, not a curated record. Gene Ontology annotation, biological process: translational initiation. The coding region runs from base 143 to 577 and encodes 144 amino acids. NCBI's taxonomy places the organism in Eukaryota, Metazoa, Chordata, Aves, Passeriformes, Motacillidae. Gene Ontology annotation, molecular function: translation initiation factor activity; RNA binding.
GAGCGCAGCGCACGAGCCCGCGCAGCCCCGGCCCCGCCGCUGGUCCCGCCCGGAGCCGCCGCCGAGCCCGAACCGCCGCCCCCGCCCGGAGCCCCUCCCGCCGCCCCUCCCGCAGCCCCUCCGCGGCGGAGCGUUCGGUGCCAUGCCUAAGAAUAAAGGCAAAGGAGGUAAAAACAGGCGACGAGGUAAGAAUGAGAAUGAAUCAGAAAAAAGAGAACUGGUCUUCAAAGAAGAUGGGCAAGAAUAUGCCCAGGUGAUCAAGAUGUUAGGCAAUGGAAGACUGGAGGCAUUAUGUUUUGAUGGUGUGAAGAGGUUAUGUCAUAUUAGAGGAAAGCUAAGAAAAAAGGUCUGGAUAAAUACUUCUGAUAUUAUAUUGAUUGGCUUAAGAGACUACCAGGAUAACAAGGCUGAUGUUAUUCUAAAAUACAAUGCAGAUGAAGCCAGAAGCCUGAAAGCGUAUGGGGAGCUUCCAGAACAUGCUAAAAUCAAUGAAACAGACACAUUUGGUCCUGGAGAUGAUGAUGAAAUCCAGUUUGAUGAUAUUGGAGAUGAUGAUGAAGAUAUUGAUGAUAUCUAAUUUGGAACAGAGGUUUACAUUCCAACUUUUUUCCUCCAAGGAUUGUUCUACAUUGAUACUUCGAUUAUUUCUUGGGUGAUGUCCCUUACUUUUAAGAAGACUGAAAAUUCUCAGUAAAGAGUGUAGUUUGUUACAUCAAAAGGAUUUAUUUUCAAUGUUUGUUUUAAAGUAUUUAUAUUUCUUUAGAAAUGGAUAACGCUGGAUUACCACAAAGGUUCAAUGACAUGCCACAAAUAUUUUGUCCCUUCACCAAUUAGAGCUUUUAUCUCUGGAUGUAAGUGAGAUACAGUGACAUGGGCUGUAAAAGACUGCAUUUUUCCCUCUUCUGCUUUCAUCACUACAAUUCCAGUUAAACUUGUAUUUUGAAAUAAAAAUGGUUUACCCUGUAAUUAUCAUGGAUUUUGAUUAAAGGCAAAUAACCCAGUUCAGAUUAGUAUCAAAUCAUACUAUGCAGUGUCUGUCCUUAUACCCUUGCCUUGAUGUUAACUUUAAGAAAGAUUUUGAUAAUAUAAGAGGAAGGCAGAAAUCUGCAUUUAAACUCACAAUGCAUGAUGAAUCUGCUUUUCACGUCUAGUAGCAUGCUGCUAUUUUUAUACUGAUUUUGAUAAUUAAAAACACUCAUUGUUUCAAAGAUGUCAAUUUUCCAUGCUGGAGGGAGGGGUGGGAGAGGAGUAAAGAUGAGCAGUGAGCAGCAUCUCAAAUUUGCAAUUUUUUUGAAACUGCAGUUGGUGCAGUGGCCGAGCUGCAGCUGCAGACAAUGAACAUUGGGUGGCACCCGACUGAACAGGGAGACACAAAUGCAAAUCCUUCACAGUGGGGUUUUUACUGAAAAAUGCAUUAAAUAGGUUUUCCCCAAAGUAAAUGCUUAACAUUCUUGAUAUGUUAAACAUGUAGAAUAUUUUUACAUUAUAUAAAGGGUUAUGUUAAGAGUAGAGUUUUAUUUUAAUCUGAAAUUCCAUACAUUGUAAGGUGCAACAUAAAAGCUUAUGUGAACUUUGAGUAACAAUAUAAAUAAGAAAAUAAGUUUGUGUCAAAAGUAGAAAGAAUCUUUUCAUCCAGAAUAAAUCAAUGAAACAGACUACUGGAAGGAUUCUUGUCCACCUUCAGACUGGAGGAGUCAGUUGAGAAACUGAAUAAAGACUAACAUCAUCAUGCAAAUAUUAUUUUGUGGUAGCCUUAGUGUCUUUGUCUUUAAUAAUGUAUUUAACAGCUCUGAAAGCAGGUUAAUGGAAAAAUUCCUUCUGUGCCAUAAAGAUCUGAUUCUUGACACUUGUAUUCCUUAUACAGUCUUUUUGGUAUGAUGUAAAGUGACUACCCCAAUAGAUAAAAACAAAAUGGCUUUAAAUACA